Molecule: messenger RNA, 2766 nt
Organism: Spirometra erinaceieuropaei
Lineage: Eukaryota; Metazoa; Platyhelminthes; Cestoda; Diphyllobothriidea; Diphyllobothriidae
Source: the annotation of a GenBank genome assembly
AUGUGUGAUGAGGAUCAGGACUACACCUGCCCUCACUGCGACCGCACCUUCACCUCUCGCAUCGGACUGGUCGGUCACUUGCGAAUCCAUCGCACAGAGACUUGUGAACCAGUGCCUGGAACACCAACCUACACCCACCGCACUCGCCUCCACUGCCCACAAUGCCCUCGCACCUUCACACACCGCAAGGGCCUGUUCGGCCACAUGCGCAUCCAAGAGAGCGGAAUUGACCGCAGCCUUGACACACCCACCCCGCCGAGCCCCACUCCCAAUCCAUCACAUUGUGCACCCACUAACCACUCCCCAGCCGACAUCGACGCCACCCACCUUACCACCCCCAAUCCUCCCCUUAAUCCUCCUCUUUCUCCUUCACUGCCACAACGACGGCCGCUUCGGCGUCUGUCGCCCACGACUUCACCACAGCCGAACCUGACACAACAACAGGCACAACCCCUGCAACCUCCAUCAUCAGACGUGAGGGCCAGGACUACAUCUGCCCUCACUGCGAUCGCACCUUCACCUCACGCAUCGGCCUGGUCGGUCACUUGCGAAUCCAUCGCACAGAGACUGGCGAACCAGUGCCUGGAGCACCAACCUACACUCACCGCACUCGCCUCCACUGCCCACACUGCCCUCGCACCUUCAGGCAUCGCAUGGGUCUAUUCGGCCACAUGCGCAUCCACGACGACCUGCGGUAGACAACCGCUGGUCACACCACACAUUCCCUCACUCUCUACCUCCUAACACCAUCACCCGCCAGACAUCAACCCCCACACACCUCAUGCACUCAACUGCCGCCUCCCACGCAAGUGGGAAGUGUGCAUCUCGACUCGGUCCCCAUGCAGUUUCGGCUGCACGGGUGACUUGUGUCCAAGACUAUCCCGACACGUCAAGUGUGGUGGAUGGGAAGGUUGCUGAUUGAGGCCCGCUCUCGGUUCACGCAGUCCGUCACGUUAUGUGUGUGUGUUGUGUGUAGUGGCGGACUGGUGGGUUGAGGACGGGCUGCAACAGCACCUUCCACGGCCCUCUCACGCAAGUGGGAGACACGCCGUUCUACCCCCGUUGUGUGAAAUCCUGGUGUUUGUGUGUGUAUGGGGGGCCAGGUCGUGCUGUGGCGCGCGCAGGCAUGGUCAGUCGACCAUGUCAGCCACCGCGCCCAUUCCCCACUCCAGUCUACUGACCGGCUCGGACAGUGGCUGGGGUGUGGGAAUGGGAAGGGAGAGUGAGGUCGACGACUCAGCGCAUUUUCCUCACUAUAAUCAAUCUGAAGCGCUUGAAGCUAUCACGGUGCGCUAAAAGCCGUGGCUUGGAAGGUUGCCAACUGACGGGGUACCUUGGACCUACUCCUUAACGGGAGGCGGUCUGAGAGUCAGGCUGCAAUGGCUCCUUUUUAAUGUGGCCUUUAUGGCAUUCCCACCACAAUGUGGGAUCCGAGCCAGACGUUGGCGGCACGCCCAGGUGCGGCUUCGGCCGUGCCAGCCUCCAAAUCUCCGUUGUGUUGGUUGAAAUCCUGGUUAUUGUUGUGUGGACCAGGGGGUGUGGUGGAACGCCAAGGCGAGGAUCCGUCCGAGCCAUCCACCUGCGGCCUCCCUCGUCUCCGGUCUUCUUGACUCUGUCUUGACACCGGGCCCAGGCGGGGGAGGAGGAGAGAGUGUAGGUAGAUGCAGCGCAAGUCUACCGGCACUAUAAACCCCUGCGCAAGUCACCGUCCCUGCUCCCACCGCUGCUGCAGCUGUGGGGCACACGGUGGUCAUCGUCGAAACCGACGGACGAACUGUCGUGUGUGUGUGUGUGGGGGGGGGGUGUAGGGUGUCAGUGUUGGGUUCACGUGAAGGUCGUAGUGGUCGCUCACUUGCUUGCAGGUGAGCCUACGCCUAGCGUACAUUUGCUGGCACCCAACUCUCACCUGUGGCUCCACGUAGCUGGGCUCUGCUCAGCGGCCACACCCCGGGCAACCGUCUCGACCGUCGGGCUAAAUCCGGUGACUGCGCUGUGCGCUGUGCCGUGUGUACAGGUUUUGCGGACUCCGCUGAAUAGAAGGUCGGAUUGAACCUUGCAUCGGCACCGUCGUGACGUUGUUCGUCUCUGCACUCCGCUGGACUGCCGGUGACGCUAUUGAACUCCUACUCGACCUCGCCUUGACGCGCCCACCUACGCCGUUGGAGGCCACAGCUUACGGCGAAUUCGAGUCGCUCUCCACUACAAACAUAUAGUCGUGGUCCCAUAUUGGAGUUCGGCCGAGCCAAUCGGCUCAUGGCAGCCCUAUUCAGUGGUGGCACUGCCAGCACCCACGAGGGGAAGGGCCUAGAAAAGGUGGCCUAAAAAUUGCUGUGCACCACGCCGUUUCCAGGCUAGCCACGGCCGCAGACAACUAAACAUGUUCGAAACAAUCGAAAUCGAAACAACAACAAAACCAAUAACAAUAGCAAAUAUACUCAUUCUCCUCAUGCUAACUCUUCUUCACCUUCCUCCGUCUAUUCUUCUGCCUAUACUUUUCCUUCGUUAUCUUCUUCUCCACCUCCUUCUAGUCGCCCCACUCGUUGUCCCCAGACUGAAAGGGUGAGCCCGCUCACUCUGGCGGCCUAGAAUUUUCGUUCCCUUUUAGACAAUCCGAGGAGCAACCGACCGGAACGGAGGACGGCGCUAGUGGCACGAGAAGUGGCGCGCUACAAGGUGGACAUCGCCGCACUCAGCGAGACCCGAUUCUCUGAACAAGGACAAUUGGAGGAGGUGGGUGCCGGCUACACCUUCUUCUGGAGUGGUUGA